Messenger RNA from Anastrepha obliqua, 1665 nucleotides. Its product is annotated as ATP-dependent DNA helicase PIF1-like. Bases 1 to 1665 code for a protein of 554 amino acids. The record is from RefSeq and is a predicted model, not a curated record. The transcript has a single exon. Gene Ontology annotation, molecular function: DNA helicase activity; ATP hydrolysis activity. Gene Ontology annotation, biological process: DNA repair; telomere maintenance. Lineage: Eukaryota; Metazoa; Arthropoda; Insecta; Diptera; Tephritidae.
AUGCCUUAUCGUUCGGAAACUGAAAUACUUGAAGACUUCGAUAAUGCCAAAGAAGCUUUUGUAGCUCGAGAGAGUCGUUUAAGGGAAACAAGUAGACAUAUGUGCCAACAUCGAGAGCGGGACCAACAGCUUGAAAAUGCAUUCAAUCAGAUACAUGCUUUCGAAAUUUUGGAGCAGCCAGAGAUUAUAAAUCCUGAACUUGAAGAGGAAGAGUUACCAGAGAAAGAAAUGAGCAAUGAUCAAUUCCAAAGAGCGCAAAAUGCGAUGAAUGUUGAUCAAGGACAAUUAGUUGUUCUUGUCACAGAGAGUAUUAAGAAGCAACUCAAUGGUGAUAUGAAACGGGAGAAAAUUUUCGUAACUGGUGGAGCAGGCACCGGGAAAACAUUCCUCUUUAAUCUAUUGAAAAACCAUGUCAACCGAUGUUAUGGAAAACCGGUGGUAAAAGUCGGUGCUCUCACUGGAGUUGCAGCACGGUUAAUCGGUGGUACAACGCUACACCGGCUGUUAAAACUACCAGUACAAAAAGAUCGAGUAAUUGUAAGCAUGCCACUUCUUACCGGUAAUUAUUUGAGAGGAAUGCGUCAGUUAUGGCAAAAUAUUGAGUUUCUGUUCAUAGAUGAAAUUUCUAUGAUACCCUAUGAGAUGCUUUGUAUGAUCGACUCUCGUUUGCGACAACUGAAAAUCGCAGACGCUUGUUUUGGUGGCAUAAACGUGAUACUCUUUGGAGAUCUAAUGCAGUUACCACCUGUUAGAGGACAUCAAGUUUUUCAACAACCAGAUCAUAUGAAGCCAGCUACACAUUUGUGGCGACAGUUCGGUCUGGUUGAACUUAAACAAAACAUGCGUCAACAAGGAGACACAACAUUUAUAGAUGUACUUAAUGCCCUACGAGUUGGAGAAAUGACGUCUAGACAACUUGAAAUCCUUUUGGAAAAAGUUUCAACGGAUGCGACUAAUGAAUUUUCGAUUGAGAAAGCAUUAAGAAUUUACCCAACGAAUGAUCAAGUUGCUAGACACAAUGAAAAAGUUCUCCAGAGUUUUGAGAAUAAAGGGACAGUUAUUUAUACAAUAAAAGCACAAGACCAACUUAUUGAUGCCACUCGUAAUUUAGGUAACAAGGACUUAAAUUCUGUGAUACCUAAUGAUAUUAAUAAAACAGGAGGUCUUCCGAAAGAACUGAAAAUAUUCGUAGGGGCUAAAGUGAUGUUGAGGUCGAACAUUGACGUGUCAAAAGGUUUAGUGAAUGGCAAUAUGGGUUUUAUCACUGAAAUCAUCUGGCCAAAUUUUCGCAGAGACCAACUAUACGCGGAAGACAUCCCGUCCGUCCGUAUCGACUUCGGUUCUGAUGGUGUGCACAUGAUUAAACCGAUAUCGAUACAGUUCCCAGCGAAAUAUAGCUAUGGAACUGCUGAGAGACGGAUGUUGCCCUUAAUCCUGAGUUGGGCUUCGACCGUUCACAAGAUGCAAGGUUGUACAGUUGAUCAUGCAGUCAUUUAUCUAGGCUCGCGACUGUUUGCUGCUGGACAGGCCUAUGUAGCACUUAGUCGUGUAAGAUCUUUAGACGGUAUGCGGAUCGAAGAACUUGAUUGCUCUAAGCUAACUGGAAAAACUCCAUGCAACAGUGAGGCUUUAAAUGAAAUGAUUAGAUUACGAAAUGAUUCGUAA